CCUGAAUCCGCCAACCUAACCACUUUUUUACUUCGAUUUUCGCCUGUUUUGAAUUCUCUCCCUCCCGUUCAAUGCAGAUCCUAUCACAAUUCUGAAUGUCAUUUGGUCCAUCCCUUGUGCGCUCCCGCUUCAGCGCUGGACUGCCGUCCUGCGUUCCGCAGCACCGGUUGCGCUUUGGGCAUUGGUUUCGCCAGAGACCAGGCAGUCCUCGCUCGGCCAGAUACAUUGGCAAUGAUGCCUCUAGUGCGAGUGUUGUAUCUUCUGUCGGCCCAGGGGUUGGGGACUCAGACCUGAAAUCUUCCGCCAUUCCCCGAUCGACUCUUCUGGGCAACAAGUCCGCUGCCACUUCUUACGCCUCGAACACCUCCGACCCCGUCGCUGAAAACCGAAUAUCACACCCCCCGGUGUCGCCCGCUCAACCGUCGUCACAGGAGCAUGGCGGUGGGCCAAAGAAACCCCACCGGAAGGGUUUCAAAACACGCGUCACCUACAACACCAUGACCGUUUCCGACGGUGAAUUAUCGUACCGGACACGAUUUGUCGAUCAAAGUACGCGAGAUCUCGAUAAUGAAAUCAUGUCGAGGACGUGGUUUGACAGUGGGUUGGAUGUUCGACGAUGGCGAGCGGCUUUGACCGAGAUUUUCAAGGCAAAACAUUUCGCCAGAGACGCCCGGCGGGAAUUACCAGAACAGUUCAAGCCGAUCGACGAGGACGCAAAACUACGGGAUCUCUUAGAGACGGACGGGCAAGGCCGUUUUCGCGAGGCAUGGGAGGGCCUAGACAAGAAGUCGAAAGCUGGGCAUUGGAAGCGUAUGUCGCUGUGGUUGCUGCAAGAUUCUCCGGAGCUGGCCCUGGAAUUCUUUCUGGUGACCUCCCAGAGCGCGCACAGGCCGGUGUUUCUCAUGAUGGCGGAUUGUCUAUCCUUCUUGCGUGCGUUCUAUGAUGAUCGAUUGAAACAGUGGGAGCGAGGCGCGCAUACGUACGAUUCGGCGCUGCAAACCUGUCUGGACCCUAGCAACUGGCCCAUCAUUGUGGUGUCUCAAAAGGGCGUCCGUCAGUACUUGAUGGUCGCCGACCGUGACCGUCUGCAUGCGGCUUAUGACCACGUUAUCGACAAGCACGUAUACGUCACAGCGGAGACCUAUCUGUGCUUCAUGCGCCGCUUUACGGAUUUUGAAGACGUCGAUAAGGCACUUGACGUGCUCGAGCGUAUUCGCAGAUUGAGCCAGCAUGAAUUUCUCAUCGAUUCCGCGGCCGUCAUGCAUCACUGUUGUAAGCUUCUGACGCUUGACUCCGUGGUUGACGAUCCAAACGGACGCAACUUUCGCAUCCUCCCCAGUCUUCUCCAGAUGGGCGUACGGCCGGACCGGGACAUGAUGAACGUGGUAUUGCGGAACGCGUUCCGGACGGGGGACCCGCAGCUGGGGCUCGACAUGUUGAAUUUCAUGCGGAACCAGAACAUGAAGCCGGACUCUUAUACCUACUUGACCCUGCUCACGGAUGCCGUGUCUCGGGGAGACCGGCACCUGGUGGACGCGUUGAUCGAGGAGAUCGAGCCCCAGGAGGAGAUGUCGAAGAAUCCCUGGAUUGCGAACAAGACCUUCCACGCUCACUUCGUCUUCACGGCCAAAAACAUUGAGGAGGACGCCGACCCCAGUGCGACCUUCUACUCGCUGUUGAACCUGUACACCAAAUUCCACGACAUCACGCCUUUGAAGGAACUCACCAUCCUCCCGCCGGAAUAUACUCCCCCACCAGGGGGCGCAAACGAGCCCCCAUCGGUGAUUGCGUUGUACCUCAUCAUCGCAAGCUACCUCCGGUGCCACAAACGCCUGCCCCACGUUCUCCGCAUCUAUAAAUACUUCCACUCUAUGGUUCUAAAGGGCCACGAGAUCAUCGCGCCCCUGGCCGCCACCGACCACACCUAUAACGAGUUCCUCGUCGCGUUCCGGAAAGACCCGCAAGGAAUCCGGCCAUCCGUGCGGCUUGUCGAAGACAUGUUACAAGCCACCACCGCCCAUAACGACGGAAUCUUACCAAUGACCCGCGCCAAGCCAACCGUACGGACCUGGACGCUCCUCCUGAGCUCCUUCACCUAUAAUCGGCAACCAAUGGCCGCAGAGAGAGUGAAAGACAUGAUGGCCAAAUACGGGGUCGAGUUCAACAUGGUCACCUGGAACACCAUCAUCAGUGGGUACGCGAACGCGCAGAACGUGCCCGAGGUCGCCAAGGCCAUCAAGGCCAUGGAAGCCCAGGGCCUGUCCAUCGACGCGUACACCAUGAAGAGCCUCCGCUACCUGCAUGACCCAGAGCAACUUUGGGAGGUGGUGAAGGAGCUGGACGAGCUUUCUGCUGGACCUGCGACGGACGUGCCCUCGGUGGCUGCUCCGCUGCACGAUGACGGAGAGUAUCUCAGCGGAGCGGACGAUUUACUGGACCAAGGGCUGCGACGUUUGCAGGAGAGCCAGGCGACCAAGUUAUGAUACCCCUGUAUUUUUUGACAUCUUUAUUCUAUUCUUCUCCUCCUGUUGGCUAUAUUACUUUUAUUUUUUUCCCCUCUCUUCACUUUAGGUAUUGGUAGGGGCUUUACAUGUACUGAUAGAAUAGAUC
Aspergillus candidus is the source of this 2610-nucleotide messenger RNA. Its product is annotated as pentatricopeptide repeat protein. The record is from RefSeq and is a predicted model, not a curated record. The transcript has a single exon. The coding region runs from base 96 to 2483 and encodes 795 amino acids. Lineage: Eukaryota; Fungi; Ascomycota; Eurotiomycetes; Eurotiales; Aspergillaceae. Gene Ontology annotation, molecular function: protein binding.